Ustilago hordei is the source of this 1122-nucleotide messenger RNA. RefSeq names its product putative ERG20 - farnesyl-pyrophosphate synthetase. The record is from RefSeq and is a predicted model, not a curated record. Lineage: Eukaryota; Fungi; Basidiomycota; Ustilaginomycetes; Ustilaginales; Ustilaginaceae. Bases 1 to 1122 code for a protein of 373 amino acids. Gene Ontology annotation, biological process: trans, trans-farnesyl diphosphate biosynthetic process. Gene Ontology annotation, cellular component: cytoplasm. Gene Ontology annotation, molecular function: (2E,6E)-farnesyl diphosphate synthase activity; dimethylallyltranstransferase activity. The transcript has a single exon.
AUGUCUGUUUCUACUACCGACGCUCAGGCUCUGGCCGAAAAGGCCCAGCUCAAGGUUCAGAAGCGCAAGCGCUUCCAGGCUGUCUUCCCUCUUCUCGUCGAGGAGCUCACUGCCUAUCUCGCCUCUGAGAACAUGCCCGCCGAGGCUAUCGAUUGGUUUCAUCGCAACCUCGACUACAACGCUCCUGGCGGAAAGCUCAAUCGUGGUCUAUCAGUCGUAGAUACAGUCGAAAUCCUCCUCUGCACAGAUGCUUCCACUGGCAAGCUCUCCCGUGAGCUCACGGAGUCCGAGUAUCUCAAAGCAGCUAUCCUCGGCUGGUGCAUCGAACUUCUUCAGGCUUACUUUUUGGUCGCCGAUGAUAUGAUGGAUGCAAGUGUCACUCGUCGUGGCCAGCCUUGCUGGUACCGUGUCGAAGGUGUGGGCAACAUUGCCAUCAAUGACGCCUUCAUGCUCGAAGCUGCCAUCUACUUCUUACUCAAGAAACACUUCCGCUCGGAGCCCUACUACGGCAUGCUUCUCGAGCUCUUCCACGACGUCACCUUCCAAACCGAACUCGGUCAGCUGAUUGAUCUCAUCACUGCUCCCGAAGAUUCUGUAGACCUGUCCAAGUUCUCUUUGCAAAAGCACCACCUCAUCGUCGUCUACAAGACGGCAUUCUACUCGUUCUACCUUCCCGUCGCUCUUGCCAUGCGCAUGGCCGGUGUCACCGACGAGUCACUCUACAAGCAGGCUCUCAACAUUCUCCUCCCCAUGGGCGAGUACUUCCAGGUCCAGGACGACUUUCUUGACUGCUACGGUACCCCUGAGCAGAUUGGCAAGGUCGGCACCGACAUUUUCGACAACAAGUGCUCUUGGAACAUUAACGUUGCUCUUCAGAACGCUACACCGGAACAGCGCCAGAUUCUCGACGACAACUACGGCAAGAAGGACUCUGAAUGCGAGAAGCGUGUCAAGGAUAUCUACAACCAGCCCAACAUUGACCUCCGCGCCCGCUUCCAGAAGUACGAGGCCGAGUCGUAUGAGCAAAUCAACAACCUCAUCAACAACCUUCCUGAAUCGCAAGGUCUUCGUCGAGAGGUCUUCCGCUCUUUUCUUGCCAAGGUCUACAAGCGAUCCAAGUAG